GGCCGCUGCAGCAGUAGAGGAGCGCGAGGACGGAGCAGGCUGCACGCGCGCUGCAGCCUCGUCACCAUGGCAACAGAGUCAGAGGAGGCAGAGUCUUUGGUUGAAGCCACUGCCCACUCCACACCUUUAAAGGGAGAGGUGUGUAUUGGCAGCUCAUUGGCCGAUGACUCGUCCAGUCAGCAGUCCUCUGUGAGUCACCUGACCCGCUCUCCUCCAGUCAGAGCGCUCAGCUUCAGGACCAUGCAGUGUCGAGUCACGCUAUUAGACGGAUCCAUCUUCACCUGCGUCCUGGAGAAGCGUUCUCGGGGGUUGCUGUUGUUUGAGAAAGUUUGUGAACACAUGAACCUUUUGGAGCGGGACUAUUUUGGACUUCACUUCAGAGACCAGGAGAACAACAAGAACUGGCUCGAUCCGGUCAAAGAGAUGAAGAAACAAGUGCGAGGAGUCCCGUGGAGCUUCUGGUUCAGUGUAAAGUUCUACCCUCCUGAGCCAGCGCAGCUGUCAGAGGAUCUGACCAGGUACCACUUGUGUCUGCAGCUUCGUGAUGACAUCGUCUCUGGGCGUCUCCCCUGUUCUUUUAACACGGCUACAGUCUUAGGAGCCUACACCGUCCAAUCAGAGCUGGGCGACUUCAGCCAGUCAGAGCAUGAUGAGGGGUGGAACUAUGUGGCUGACCUCAGUUUUGCUCCGAAUCAAACUAAAGAAAUGGAGGAAAAGAUCAUGGAACUGCACAAAAAACUCAGGGGCAUGUCUCCAUCUGAGGCUGAGAGUCAUUUUCUGGAAAAUGUGAAGAAGCUGUCGAUGUAUGGAGUCGACCUGCACCACGCUACUAUGGUUGGAAGCAGAGUCGAAUGUUUAUCGACCAAAACUGAGGACUCGGGGGGCGUGGCUAUCAUGCUGGGUGUGUGCAGUAGCGGUCUCCUCGUUUACAGAGACCGGCUUCGGAUUAACCGCUUCUCCUGGCCCAAAGUCCUCAAGAUUUCCUACAAGAGGAACAACUUCUACAUCAAGGUCCGGCCUGGAGAGAUGGAGCAAUUCGAGUCGAUUAUCGGGUUCAAACUCCUGAAUCACAGAGCGGCCAAACGCCUCUGGAAAGUCUGUGUGGAACACCACUCAUUCUUCAGGUGUGUGUCUCCUGAAGACCCUCCAAAGAAGUUCAGUCUAGGGUCUAAGUUCCGGUACCAGGGCCGGACUCAGGUCCAGAGCCGCAGAGCCAGCGCCCAGAUCCACCGGCCCGCACCACAUUUCCCACGAAGCAUCAGCAAACGGAGUAUGCUCAGUCGCAGCCUGGAUGGAGCCUCCAGACCCAGCUCGUCUGUGAUUGGUUCUCCAAUCAGUACUCUGUCUCUCAGAGCCAAUGAUGUAUCUCGCCCAGACAUGGGGCGGGACCUUUAUGCUGCGUCCAGAGCCAUCGCCGGCAGUGACCUCAUUGCCGCGGUAACCACAGAUGAGUCUGUCAUCAUAGUAACCACCGAGGAGAGGGUGGAGCCAGAAACACAGAAGGAGGCAGAGUCUGUGCAGAAAGAGGAGCCUCCACAGGAAGAGGAGGAGCCUGAGAGCAUAGGGGUGGAACCUGAAGAGGUGUGGCAGAGCCCACCCACUCAAAGGCAGGACACAAAGACGGAGCUUAGUGACACUGUGGACCAAGAACUCUCCAACACUGAGUCGGACGAGGACCUGAAGACCCAGGACACCCUGGGCAGCCCAUACGAGGCCCAAAACCAGACCCAAAACCAGACCCAAAACCAGACCCAAAACCAGACGCAAAACCAGACCCAAAACCAGACCCAGGUCCAGAUGCGGUCUCAGGUCCGGUCUGAGGCCCGGUCUGUGUCGGCUCUGAGAAGGUCCUUCCUGGAGGAGGGAUCCCCCAGCAGAGGGCUCUCGGAGUGGGACAGACGCCUGGCCUCCUCCCCUGUCCGGCUCCGGGAUGACUCCCCCAUGAUUGCCCCCUUGGACCCAGAGGAGAACCAGGACCAGAGAUUAGAACAGGGACCAGACCAGGGACCAGACCACAGACCAGACCACAGACCAGACCAUGGAUCAGACCAGAGCCAGGAGGAAACCCAGGGUGGACCAAAGGACACUCACCUGGAGAAUGGAACCGAGAGGAACCACUCCCCCAUGAUAGAACCUCUAGAGCCAGAGCAGGUGGAUUUUGAGAUGUCUCCUGAACUCAGCGCUCUGCUUCGAUCUGACCGAGACCAGAAUGUGAUGAGAGAACUCAACCUCCUCAAGACCUCGGAGAAGGUAGAGCGAAUCUUCUUGGCGCCGGAGUCAUGUGACACUCAGGUUCCAGUAGUGAGACAGACCCUGACCUAUGAACCUUUGGAGAGGAAACCGGACUCUGGACUUGGAUCUGGUCUGGUCUUGAGUUCUCAGACCUUCACGUCAGAAACCGCAGUCUCCACGGCAACGACACACAUCACCAAGAUGGUGAAAGGGGGCGUGUCUCAGACCAGGAUUGAGAAGAGGAUCGUGAUUUCAGGAGCGUCUGAGAUCGACCAAGACCAGGCUGUAGCAGAGGUUCUGUCUGAGACCCGGCGCCUGCACCCAGAUCUGGACUUGACCCGGGUCGUGGUCCACAAAGAGACUGGGUUCGGUCCUGAUCAUUUGACCGAGCCCUGAUGAUG
Messenger RNA from Periophthalmus magnuspinnatus, 2633 nucleotides. Its product is annotated as protein 4.1-like. The transcript is spliced from 26 exons. Gene Ontology annotation, cellular component: cytoskeleton; plasma membrane. Lineage: Eukaryota; Metazoa; Chordata; Actinopteri; Gobiiformes; Gobiidae. The coding region runs from base 67 to 2628 and encodes 853 amino acids. The record is from RefSeq and is a predicted model, not a curated record. Gene Ontology annotation, molecular function: actin binding; structural molecule activity. Gene Ontology annotation, biological process: cortical actin cytoskeleton organization.